UGCGGCAUAGUCGACAGUUUGCCUCGAGCUUUCUUACUAGUCAAGUUCUAGCCAUAAGAAUGUGCCUUUGUUAAUUUAAGUGUCAUAUUUUUACGAUGGACAACAAUCCAGAUUCGCCAGAUUCGAUUUCCAGCGAUCAAUUGACCGUGGACCUUCUAAAUUCGCGCACAAAGCGACGCCGUCUCGUUUUGAGUGAUCCAAACGAUAUUAUUACCGAUGAUGUUGAACGUAGCGAUGGUCAUGGCACCUCUGUUGAUAUUAAACCCAAUAACAACAACGAUGUAACUUUCGUGUUGAUGGAUGAGGACCAAAAUCCCGAAAACGGCACCGACGAUGACGCCGAGGAACGUUUAACAACUGGCGGUCACGGAUCAUUAACGUUAAGCGGGAAUUCUCCAGGAUACGGGGCUGGUGGCUCCGGAGCUCCACACCGUGGCUCCGGAGGCCUCCACCACAGUUCAGCAAUGCAACAUCAAUUACCUCAGCCCGAUUUCCAACCCCCAUACUUUCCACCACCGUUCCAUCAUCCACCGAGUCCACCUCCCCAGCAGCACUUAGAAUAUCUCACGGAUCCUUACGGCGGCCUUUCUGGUUUACACCAUUAUAACCAGCUUGGUCUUAGGCCUAGAGACGGCGAUCCUAAUCACGCACAUGUGGGCCAAUUAAGUCACAGUGCGGGAUUUCCUUACGGGGCGGCCGGUGGCGGAAGGCCCGAUUAUUCACUAUCGGCGCCUCAGCGAACCCACGACGACGCCCUAGCGCUACAUCAAGCGUUGGGACAAGCGGUGGAUGAUGCGCAGGGUGGCUUGGACGAUAACACCGGCUUCAUCUCCGAUUUGCCACUGAUAAAAAGUGCGUUUAUAGGUAUAAAGGGUGGAAAGGAUCACGGUGGUAACACGAUCGUUUCGCCUAGUGAUGUGUUCUGUUCAGUUCCUGGACGAUUAUCUCUCCUUUCGUCCACAUCAAAGUACAAAGUAACCGUUGGGGAAGUACAAAGACGUUUAUCGCCACCCGAGUGUUUAAACGCGUCAUUGUUAGGCGGCGUUUUGCGGCGGGCAAAAAGUAAAAAUGGCGGACGGAUAUUGCGCGAGAAAUUGGAAAAAAUCGGUUUAAACCUUCCGGCGGGUCGCCGAAAAGCGGCGAACGUGACACUUUUAACGUCGUUAGUUGAAGGUGAAGCCAUUCAUUUGGCGAGGGACUUCGGUUACGUUUGCGAAACGGAGUUUCCCGCGCGACAGGUGGCGGAAUACCUCAGCCGACAACACGGAGAAUCGUUGCGACGUAAAGAGUUGUUACAGGCGACGAAACAAGUGACGAAAGAACUGAUGGAUUUGUUAAAUCAAGAUAGAUCUCCAUUGUGCAAUACACGGCCCCAAAUAAUACUCGACCCCUCAAUACAGCGGCACUUAACUCAUUUUUCCCUAAUCAGUCACGGAUUUGGCAGCCCGGCGAUAGUGGCGGCGUUAACGGCGAUACAAAACGUUUUAAGUGAAUCCCUUAAAUAUUUGGAUAAAAUUUAUCCGAAUCAAAAUAGUCAAGGACAAUCUAUGUUAGUGACUUCUUCACUAGAUAAAGCAAAAUUAGAGGACAAAAAGUGACACAAUUUCUUUACCAAAAAAGUUAUUGUGUCGAUGAUAACUUUUUUGUACUUAUGUGUUGUGAUCUGAUCUUAUACUGAGGAUGACGCGCUUGUGACGAAACAUGUAUGUUUGUGACAUUAUUUUAUUGUUCAAGACUUUGUUAUAUAAGUAUUAUCUUACUUGUUUUUUUAUUGUAAUUUAUCAUUAUUAAUAUUGAAAUAUAUUUUUUUCAAACAGU
Messenger RNA from Photinus pyralis (common eastern firefly), 1818 nucleotides. Its product is annotated as transcription factor AP-2-epsilon-like. The transcript is spliced from 4 exons. The record is from RefSeq and is a predicted model, not a curated record. Bases 96 to 1598 code for a protein of 500 amino acids. Gene Ontology annotation, biological process: anatomical structure development; regulation of cell population proliferation; regulation of transcription by RNA polymerase II. Gene Ontology annotation, cellular component: nucleus. NCBI's taxonomy places the organism in Eukaryota, Metazoa, Arthropoda, Insecta, Coleoptera, Lampyridae. Gene Ontology annotation, molecular function: DNA-binding transcription factor activity, RNA polymerase II-specific; RNA polymerase II transcription regulatory region sequence-specific DNA binding.